Messenger RNA from Eufriesea mexicana, 1700 nucleotides. Its product is annotated as cell wall protein 1-like. The record is from RefSeq and is a predicted model, not a curated record. The coding region runs from base 92 to 601 and encodes 169 amino acids. The transcript is spliced from 2 exons. Gene Ontology annotation, molecular function: chitin binding. NCBI's taxonomy places the organism in Eukaryota, Metazoa, Arthropoda, Insecta, Hymenoptera, Apidae. Gene Ontology annotation, cellular component: extracellular region.
GCGAUCAUAGUAUCAGAGUAUACGUUGUACUAGAAGAUACGUUGUGCAAGAAGGAACUACAAGUUCGUAGCUGGUAUUACAACAAGUCAAGAUGAAAUCAAUGUUUGCAGUAGUUUUGGCGACACUCUUCGUCACCUUCGUUGCCGCCACUCCUAAAUGCCCCACGAGGCAGGUCGAAGAUGUCAUUCUACUUCGGAAUCCAUCCGAUUGUUCAACCUUUUACGUCUGCGCUAAUGGCCAGGCGCACCUAAUGACCUGCAGUGAAGGACUUCACUUCAAUUCCGAAUUACGGGUUUGCGAUUGGCCAGAACGUGCAAACUGUGAAGAAUUCCACCCAAGACCAUCGACCACGUCUAGCGAACCACCUGCAGAUUUAUCUUCCGAAUCUGAACAGGAAAGCACUGAAUCCGCAGAGGAAUCUUCCGAACCUGCAGAAGAACCUUCCCAACCUGCAGAAGAAUCUCCCCAACCUACGGAAACAUCUCCCCAACCUUCGGAAACAUCUCCCCAACCUACGGAAACAUCUCCCGAACUUGAAGAAACAUCUCCACAUUCUGCAGAAACAUCAGAACCUGUCUCUGAAUCUAUAGCAGAGAGUUAAUAGACACAUCCUUCAAAUUUAUAUAAAUACAGGGUAUCCCACGUACCUUUCGUCACGAUUCUUCAAGUACAUGCAAUGAUCAGAUAGAAAAAUGUUUCAAUCAGAAAUUGAUCAACAUUCUUUUAUCAGAUUAUUGCAAGUAUUUACUUGAAAAUCGUGACUAGGGUUAAUCUGAAGAAUCAACUCCGUUAUCAGAUAAUGCAGAAAUCGAUUAAUUGUUAAUUCAAUGACUAUGUAAUUCCUCCGUUUGUAUUAUUCAUUCGAGGAGAGACGACAUAGAGUAUUUACAUUCUCGCGGCUGACUGACUUCGCUGAUACUCUAUGGAUCAUCGGCAGUGACCGCUAUUGACCGAAAACAGUGACGAAGAUCAUCGGCAGGCUGAGGCGAGACUUAGCGAGAUAGGAUGUGGCAGCAUUGGCGCAGUCUUUGAAGCUAUUACGAGAUAGAGAACUGACACCAAUUCUGCCAUGUCUCAUUCCACUUGGUCUCGCUAUGGCAAGCCGAUAAUCUUCGUCACUUUUCGGCCAAUAGCGAUCAUUGUCAGUGAUUGCUAUUGACCAAGAAAUAAUGAAGAUUAUCAGUGGGCCAUAGCAAGAUCAAGUGGGAUGACAUAUGGCAAUAUUGGCGUUAGUUUUCUGUUUCUUAAUAACUUCAAAGACUUCGCCAAUGCUGACACAUCCUAUCUCGCUAUGUCUCUCCUCAGCCUGCCGAUGAUAUUCGUCCCUGGUUUUGGACAAUAGCGGACACUGUCUAUGAUUAAGAGAGUGCCAGCGAAAUCAGAUAGCCUCAAGGAUGUAAAUAGUCAGUGUCACCAUUUUUCGAACGGACAAUACUACGAAUAAAUUUAUUGCAAGAUCAGAUGUUUAAAAAUAUUCCUAAUUUCACUGUAAGAGGAGUUGUAUCUAGGGACGAGUGUACAUAAUCGAGAUAUAGUUAAAUUGUGAAUAAAUAUUGACGGUUGCAUCUAAUACUUAUUUAAAACCUUUUCUGCAAUAUUGUCAUUCGCAUGAUGUUUCAAAAUUAUGUAUGUACAUCAUACAUUAUUUAGUGUCAAUGUAUUACACUUCAAAUACAUCGUAAUAAAGGAACAAAAGGAAU